AUGAAACUCAUCAAAAACCUCCUAAUUCCAAAGUCAGACCUGGAAAAAAAGACAAUAGACCUGGAAAGAAAGCUCAACGUGACCAGACAACACAUCGGCGGUCUACAUUCAGCUCUGCGACUGACUUUGUUCUCUGGAAGACUGUUGGGGGUUCUACCUUUGGUGGGGUUGAUGAAUGAACGGAGUGAUGGGUUGAGAUUUACACUCCGGUCGUGGUAUUCAAUAUUGUACAUCAUUAGUUUGUUUGGACAAAUCCUUAUGUCCAUCAUGACUUUUUAUUGGCUCCUGCAGAAUCGCAUUUCUCUUACGAAUUUUACAAACUUUCUUUUCUACUCGUCAAGUGCGAUUUCGUUUCUCAUACUGGCCAAGAUUGGAAGGUACUGGCCGAAAUUGGUCAUGAAAGUGGAAGCCAUAGAAGGCAAACUGCCUCCUCUUACUACAGACGUAUCUAAGUAUUGCACUUGCAUUAUGGUCUUCAUUCUUGCAGCAGCUUUAGUUGAACAUCUCUUCUCAAUAUUCUAUGGGGUGACAGUAGCCAGUGUGUGCGAUCCCGACAAAGUAGCUGAGACGUUCUUUCACUAUGACAUGCCGUGGAUUUUCACAUACACAUCUUACGCCUCAUGGAAAGGGGUACUAGCAGAGUUAUUUAACAUCCAAGCUACUUUCAUCUGGAGUUACAAUGAUUUGCUCAUCAUGGUCAUCAGUGUGUAUCUCACAGAGCAUUUCAAAACGCUUAAUCAAUUAUUCGAGGAUGCAAUGAAACAAGGUUAUUAUUCAUGCGACGAAUUCCGGACGCAACAUUUAAAAAUAAUACGCUUGGUAAAGCUGAUUAAUGAGCAAAUUGGAAUCUACAUAGUAAUUUGCUUUGGCAGUAAUUUGUAUUGGAUUUGCACGCAGCUGUUCUACAGUUUAAACAAAAGUCAAACUGGACAUUUCGUCGCAUGCCAGUUCAAGGUCCAGAAUGCCUACAAAACAGUCCACGGCAUCGAACAUACAGUGUACUUCACAUACUCGUUCUCAUUCUUGGUGGCCCGUACCUUGCUGGUUCUGCUGUUAGCUGCCAGGGUACAUUCUGCUUCGGUUGUACCCUUGGUCCAUCUGUAUGAGAUACCGAGUCACAAGUUUAACGUUGAGGUUGAAAGGUUCAUAGCUCAAAUCAACAAUAUCAAAGUGGCUCUAAGCGGUUUGGAUUUCUUUUACGUGACCAAAACAAUGAUUUUAACUUUACUGGGAACCAUCGUCACAUACGAGCUGGUGUUAUUGCAAUUCAAUAAGGAUACCAAAACUAGUUAA
Ostrinia nubilalis (European corn borer) is the source of this 1293-nucleotide messenger RNA. RefSeq names its product gustatory receptor for sugar taste 64f-like. Gene Ontology annotation, biological process: sensory perception of sweet taste; detection of chemical stimulus involved in sensory perception of taste. The transcript has 10 exons. The coding region runs from base 1 to 1293 and encodes 430 amino acids. NCBI's taxonomy places the organism in Eukaryota, Metazoa, Arthropoda, Insecta, Lepidoptera, Crambidae. Gene Ontology annotation, cellular component: membrane. The record is from RefSeq and is a predicted model, not a curated record. Gene Ontology annotation, molecular function: sweet taste receptor activity.